Syngnathoides biaculeatus (alligator pipefish) is the source of this 5821-nucleotide messenger RNA. It is a transcript of the gene sulf2a, whose product is annotated as sulfatase 2a. Gene Ontology annotation, cellular component: cell surface; Golgi apparatus; endoplasmic reticulum. The transcript has 21 exons. Gene Ontology annotation, molecular function: N-acetylglucosamine-6-sulfatase activity; glycosaminoglycan binding; calcium ion binding. Lineage: Eukaryota; Metazoa; Chordata; Actinopteri; Syngnathiformes; Syngnathidae. Bases 1557 to 4214 code for a protein of 885 amino acids. The record is from RefSeq and is a predicted model, not a curated record.
UCAUGUUGCAGUAAAGGAAGAGCAAGAGUCCCACUGGACUGAAGUGUUGUUAUUGUCUUCAUCUACAGACAAGAAUUGUUCUGGGCACAUCUUCCUUAUGGUUACACACAGACACACACACAUGCACACACAUUCCUCUUUCUGACAGUUGAGCGUCUCAGUGGACAUGCUUGCAAACUGUUUAUAAUUCUGGUUACUGUGCUGUCUGUCUGCUUUGAUUGUGUCAUUAGAUAAAUACAUUAUAGCAGCCUUUAAAUUCUUCUUGGCAGCUCAAUAGUUGGUAUUGGGUGUUGCGUUGUAUAAUUAUUUUACUUGGUCUGUCUGUUACAUCCAGUCAUAGAAAUAGUCUUAUUUAAGGCCAAUGUUUUCUGUACAUCAUUUACAAUAAGUAACUGCAGUGUGACGCUUUAGUAGACAGGUUUCUCCUAAAAUGCUGUGGUGAAUAAUUACUGCACUUCACAAUUACCAUAAUUUAGCCAUAGCUUUUUCCAACUUCUAAAAAACUGUUGUAAUUAUUUUUGGAUGUCAUAUAAUGUUAAAGGGGCUGAGAUAGGUGAGAAGGGUAAUUUAAGAUUUAAAUGUCAAUGUACUGUUGGUCGUUAUUAUAAUCGAGGUGGCGCUAAAGCGUAUCCUAGUUGAUUUUGGGCGAGUGGGGUGGUAACUCCCUUAUUUCAAGGUAUGGGGUAAUCGUGAAGGCUGCUGAUACCAGCCACUGACACUGGCACUGGGGUGCACCGGCAAACAUAUCUGACAGUGAGCAAGUCCUCCUCACCUGUGGUUGGUGCUACACUGCAGUGGUUUGACACAUUGGCAGAUCAUCAUGUGCGUCAGAAAGAAAGACAGAAAAGUCUUUGGUCACAAUCGUCUGUUGUUGUUUUAAUUAAAAUGUGGUAUCAAAGAAUUAGUGGUAUAGGUCAGUACUCAUGGAUCAAUACUCAUUCUGGUAUUGGUCUGGAAAAAAGCAAUAUUUACAAUACCUAAUAUUAAUUGAUGAAAAAAAAAGUAAUCUAGGUACUGAACUCUAAAUAUGUUCCAUGAAAUAAAAAUAUUUUGUGCACAUUUAGUGUUUACAUUGCGUUGACUGGCUGUGAUGAUAUUGCCUCAUUUGGAUAUUUCAGCUAUUCUGUUCAUCAAUUGGAUAACUAUUUAAAAUUUUCUGAUGCCUCCUCAUAAUCAUGCUGAUAAUUGAUCUCUGUCCUCAUGUCCAUCCUCUCAUGCCCUUAUCCUUUUGAGUCUGUCUUCCACCUCUGUUCUCCAUCCCUCCCUACCUCCUUCCCUCCCACACCCUCACCCUCUCACAGGGUGGUGAGGGCCGAACUGGCCCCCAGCCCAGGACCAUUAGUCCCCUCCUCUCAGCCAUGUGUUCAUCACCAGAGAUCAUUACACCAAGCCAAUGACACCACUCUAAUGCAUCAUUAAUGAUUGAUUAAUGAGCUGAACUCAGCUCAAACGAGUGCAUUUGUCUGGAAGAGCGGCGUGUAAUGGUUGUGUCAAGGAAGGUCAGUGUGGCUGUGUGAAACGCGGGACUGAGGUGGAAGUGACCAGUGGACAGCGUGAUGGCAGAGCUAAGGCUUUCCCUGACUCUUCCACUUCUCCUCAUCCUCCUUGUCCUUGGAGGAGUUCUUCCAGUGGCACAGGGCUCUAGUUAUCUGUCUGGGUAUCGGAUGAGGUCUCGCCCCCAGCGGGACCGGCAAAUCCGCAACAUUCGACCAAAUAUCAUUCUCAUCCUCACAGAUGACCAAGACAUAGAGCUGGGCUCAAUGCAGGCCAUGAACAAAACUCGGCACAUCAUGGAGAAGGGUGGAACACAUUUCUCCAAUGCUUUCUCUACCACACCAAUGUGCUGCCCGUCUCGAUCCUCUAUCCUGACUGGGAAAUAUGUCCACAACCACCACACGUACACCAACAACGAGAACUGCUCCUCACCCUCGUGGCAGGCUCACCACGAGCGACACACCUUCGCUGUCCACCUCAACAACUCCGGCUACAGGACUGCUUUCUUUGGAAAGUAUCUCAAUGAGUAUAAUGGCUCCUACGUGCCCCCGGGCUGGAGGGAGUGGGUAGCCCUGGUGAAGAACUCACGCUUCUACAACUAUACACUCUGCCGGAAUGGAGUACGAGAGAAACACAGCAGUGACUAUUCAAGGGAUUACCUGACCGAUGUCAUCAGCAACGACAGCAUCAACUACUUUCGAUUGUCCAAGCGGAUGUAUCCUAACCGUCCGGUCUUGAUGGUUCUGAGCCAUGUUGCCCCUCACGGCCCAGAGGACUCUGCCCCGCAGUAUAGCUCUGCCUUCCCCAAUGCUUCGCAGCACAUAACUCCGAGCUACAACUACGCUCCUAAUCCCGACAAACAUUGGAUCCUCCGCUACACGGGGCCCAUGAGGCCUGUGCACAUGCAAUUUACUAACAUGCUGCAGCGCAGGAGGAUGCAGACUCUUCUGUCUGUCGAUGACAGCAUGGAGAAGAUGUACAACAUGUUGGUGGAGACAGGUGAACUGGAUAACACCUACAUCAUCUACACAUCAGAUCACGGCUACCAUAUUGGGCAGUUUGGACUAGUGAAGGGCAAAUCAAUGCCUUAUGAGUUUGAUAUCCGUGUUCCCUUCUAUGUUCGAGGGCCUAAUGUGGAGCAAGGUGCCAUUAAUCCCCACAUGGUCCUGAACAUUGACUUAGCACCAACUCUGCUGGACAUGGCUGGUGUUGAUAUCCCUGCAGAAAUGGAUGGAAAGUCAAUCCUAAAGCUGCUAGACACUGACAAACUUGUGAACAGGUUCAAUUCAAACAGAAAAGGUAAAAGUUGGAGAGAUUCCUUCCUUGUGGAGAGAGGAAAGCCUCUCCACAAAAGGGCCGAUGGGAAGGAAAUGGCUCAGGAGGAAAACUUUCUGCCUAAAUACCAGCGAGUCAGAGAGCUGUGCCAGAAGGCAGAGUACCAGACUUCUUGUCAACAACGGGGACAGAAGUGGCAGUGCGUGGAGGACGCAUCUGGCAAACUGCGGCUGUAUAAGUGCAAGGGCGUGGCUAGUCUCUAUGCCCCUCGAAUGCAGGCUCUGAUGGCCAGCAGUGGCCCCCAGCUGUCUUCUUUGUCAAGUGCAGAGAGCUGCAACUGCGGCAAUUUGGGCUUCAGAACAUCCGUGCUGAAGCGAAAGAAACUCCUCUCUAAGAAGAAGCUCAAAUCCAGCAAGUCUGCUUCACGGAAACGUUGGUCCCGCUCUGUGUCCUUUGAGCUAGAUGGAGACAUGUACGCUGUAGACCUUGAAGAGUCCUACCAUCCUGCAAGCUCUCAGAACGAUAGCUGGACUUUGGACAGAGGCAGAGGAGUGGGGCACGAGGAGGACGGUGAAGAGUUCAGUGGUCUGGGAAUCACAGCCAGCCCCACCACUGACAACAGACUGACUCCACCUGCUUCUCUGAAGGUCACAUACAGAUGCUCUAUUUUAAUGAAUGACACAGUGAAAUGUGAUGGUGGGCUCUAUAAGUCCCUUCAGGCAUGGAAAGACCACAAAAUGCACAUUGAGCAUGAGAUUGAAACUUUGCAGACCAAAAUAAAGAACCUACGCGAGGUCAAAGGACACUUAAAACAGGUGCGACCAGAGGAAUGUCAGUGCAACACUCCGAGCUAUCUGGUCAAGAAUAAAGACAAUUAUAUGCUGGGCACUGGACGUGUGCAUUCGCUCAGAACGCCAAAGCAGAAGACGCAGUGGCUGCAGAAGGACCAGAAGCGCAGGAAGAAACUCCGGAAAUUCCUGAAAAGGCUCCAGAAUAAUGACACCUGCAGCAUGCCUGGCCUUACUUGCUUCACCCAUGACAAUCAUCACUGGCAGACUGCUCCCUUCUGGACAAUGGGCCCAUUCUGUGCAUGUACCAGUGCCAACAACAAUACCUACUGGUGUCUGAGGACCAUCAAUGACACACACAACUUCCUGUUCUGUGAAUUUGCAACUGGUUUCCUGGAGUAUUUUGACCUCAACACUGAUCCAUAUCAGCUGAUUAAUGCUGUCAGCACCCUCGACCGCAAUGCUUUGAAUUCGAUGCAUCAACAACUAAUGGAAUUACGGGGUUGCAAGGGACACAAGCAGUGCAACCCUGAAAGGGGAGGCAAGGAGCGAAACUACUUCAGUGAAUACAGACCGGUUUAUCGUCGAAAGAGGCCAAAAGUGAAGAAACCAUCGUCCAAGUCACUGGGGCAGAUUUGGGACGGUUGGGUGGGUUAACCAAAUGUUUCCCAUUCCCAACCACAAGAGGCAGCCCUGACACACUCUGAUGACGUCGUUAGUUUGGGUUUUAAUUUAUUACAGUGGCCCGCACCCAGGCAAGAGACAUGAAGAGACUGAGAGGAAGCCCGUACGCCGAUGUCAUUAUCAAUUGUUCUUCCCACAUUUCAUUCUGGGCUAAAGAUCCACCACCAUGAAGUGGAUGCUGACUGUACGUAUAAUGCACAGCCACUCAGUUUCACUGUUUGUAGAUAAGUAUUAGCUUUAAUCAACUUUCAUCCCUGUGACACUGGACUGAAGUGGAUUGUGCCGUCAACUCUGCUGCUACUCAUACAAGUUACUCAUGCUUAAAACCUAAAUCAUAUGAUCCAUGGCCGUGCAGACAUGUGAGUGUCUGUACAAAUGUGUCUGUACAUGAAUAUGGUGUGAACUUUUAAGUCCGCUCAGUACAAACGUGACCAUUAUCUUUUGUAUCAUAGCUGAACUUUACUUUAAUAAUGAAUGUUCUCAAUGAAUCAUCCUCCUCGGAGAAGUGAUGAGUGAGUUUUUUUGAUCGCUCUCCUUGAACACAUCUCCACUUGACACUUUUUGAAAAAGGUCCUAACAAGCCCGUCCAUUCAACCAGUCCAAAAUAUUUGAUAGUUGGCAGAAUGUAUAUUAUUAAUGCCAUUUAUUUUAUCCUUUGUAACGACAAUACUGCACAGUAGAUGUCUCAAUCUAGCCUGCUAUAUGGUGCUACAGGAUAACCAUACAGAAGUAAACUUGCUGUACAGUACAAGUUUGUAAUUGAAUGUAUGUUGUGCAAUUGAUAUAAAUGUUUACAAUAUUUUUAUAAUACUGAAGAGGCGGACCUCAUAGUGUGGGUUGAAACAAAUUGACUACUAUCAAGAGGAAUGUAGAUUGUCCUUUUGCUUCUUUACAUGAGAAAAGCACUUAUAAGGAUACACUGUGAAGACAUCAACCUAUAAUGUUUAUUAUGUGCCAGAGGAACCGCACAGAGGUGUUAUGUAAAUGUUCAUGUGAUUUUAAGACAGCUUUUUUUUUUAGUUUGUUCAAUUUUGUUUUCUGAGCAGGCUGUAGACAUUAGUGCUGACAGUACAGUAAUUGUGAAUAAAGUGUUUCGACCAAAACAUGACAACACUGAUCAAUGUCCGGCAGGGGUCACUGUUUGUCCGCACGGUAACUCCUGGCUGAAAAGUCGGAAGAUUGUUUUCGAUUUUAAUGUACAGUAUUUGUUAUAUAAUUGUGUUAAAUUGGGAACAUAUCACUUUGGAAUUGUGAUAUUUGAAAUUAAAAUUUGACAAUGCGAAACUCCUCGCUGCGUUGCUUAGCAACCAGGUCUCUAGUCAAAUCUGGGUAGCAGAAGGUUAACAAAUUAGUCGAGGUGGCACAAAUACAGUGUACUUCCACUCUACGUAGUAGAAGUAAACACACUUGUGCGUUAAAAAGUCUGUUCAAAGUAUUAAAAGUUAUUUUUAAACUACUGACUCUGAAUUGUACUUGAGUUUUUAACAAAGUAAAUAAUUUUUAGUGCCAAUUAUAAGCAAUGUUUUAUUCGCCACAAAUCAUUCUUGUAGUCAACAUCAAACACUUCUCUCGAAUAAAAA